Molecule: messenger RNA, 573 nt
Organism: Callithrix jacchus (white-tufted-ear marmoset)
Lineage: Eukaryota; Metazoa; Chordata; Mammalia; Primates; Cebidae
Source: RefSeq, a predicted model, not a curated record
UCAGAGGCCACCAUCAACCUCCAGAUCAACCUGGAGCUCUACACCUAUGUCUACCUGUCCACGUCUUACUACUUGGACCGCAAUGAUGUGGCUUUGAAGAACUUUGCCAAAUACUUUCUUCACCAAUUUCAUGAGGAGAGGGAACCGUGCUGAGAAACUGAUGAAGCUGCAGAACCACCGAGGUGGCCGCGUCUUCCUUUGGGAUAUCAGGAAACCAGACCAUGAUGACCGGGAGAGCGGGCUGAAUGUGAUGGAGUGUGCUUUACGUUUGGAAAAAAAUGUGAAUCAGUCACUAGUGGAACUGCACAAACUGGCCACUGACAAACAUGACCACCAUUUGUGUGACUUCAUUGAGACACAUUACCUGAAUGAGCAGGUGAAAUCCAUCAAAGAAUUGGGUGACCACCCGGCCAACUUGUGCAAGAUGGGAGCACCCCAAUCUGGCUUGGCAGAAUAUCUCUUUGACAAGCACACCCGGGGAGACGGUGACAAUGAAAGCUAAGUCUGAGGCUAAUUUCCCCAUAGCCAUGGGGUGACUUCCCUGGUCACCAAGGCAGUGCAUGCAUGUUGGGG